AUGAGGAUUGUCCAGGACAAUGAGUCAAAGAGGGUAUCCCCACAACUCUCCUACCAAGCAUCAGCCACAGAGAGAGACAAGAACGAAAGCGUGAACUACAAUGAGGAAAGUUCAACGAGUGAACAAUGGGUAAGUAUUACAACUACUCCCUCUAUUAAAUCAUCUCAUAUCUCUAAUUCGGAAGAUAUAGUAAAUGAAAAUAUCGAAUUUUCAGAAACUGUAAUUGAUAGCUUUUCAGAUUCUAACUCGGAAUCCUCUGAUGGUGAGGAUGAUGAAGACGAGUUUUUAAGUGAGAAAGAUAAAUCAUUACUGGUUAGUUUACGCCAAUAUGCCAUCGAACAUGGAAUAGAUCCCGAGAAAUUUUCGGUCAUUACUGAGGCCGAGAAAAAAAGAUGGGAUGGAGAAUGUUUUCGUGGGGAUUUGGAAAGAGAUAUACGUUUCUAUAAAGGCGGGAUAAAUAGGAAAGAAGACACUAGAAAAUAUCAUAAAUUUUUAACAGAUCGGGAGAGGCUGGUCGGUGAAGAGUUAUUGCGUCAAGGUAUACUAAAAAGUGGUUUGAGUACUGCAUGGCUCGAUAAUCUUAUGGAAGAAUGGGAAAAAAUCCAUGCUCAAUUCACACAGAUAUCUUUUGAGGAAAAGACUUUAUUUGAACCACG
Ambispora leptoticha is the source of this 656-nucleotide messenger RNA. Lineage: Eukaryota; Fungi; Glomeromycota; Glomeromycetes; Archaeosporales; Ambisporaceae. The record is from the annotation of a GenBank genome assembly.